Molecule: messenger RNA, 597 nt
Organism: Strongylus vulgaris
Lineage: Eukaryota; Metazoa; Nematoda; Chromadorea; Rhabditida; Strongylidae
Source: the annotation of a GenBank genome assembly
AUGUUAAGUUAUGUUUCAGGAUUCUGCUUACCCAUAACAUGCCAUGUGGAUGCAGUUAAGUCGCUUGCUAAUCGCUUCAGUGAUGAAUUUCUGGGCUUCUCUGAAAAAUCUGAGAUAUUGCUGUCCAUAGAGGAUACCAAUUGUCACGGUAGAAACGAGCGUUGGGAGCACUCUAAGCGAUUCUUGAUCAUCGCUACCACAACGAUAAUUCUACUUUUGCUCCUCGCAACAGUGGUGGACAUCUAUGUCGUAAACAAAGAAAGUGGAACUGCUGCCGAGAUUGAAGACAAUGAAUGCACGUUCUCGGGAAGCGAUUUAAACAUGCCUUUUGAUACGUUAGAAAAGGUCAACUGCUUUAAUGCACCAUCACUAGUGUUAACGUACAAGCCUGUGCCCGAUCUCUCGCGUUCACUCGCCAAACCUGCCAUUUUUCUAGAUAUUCGCACGUAUUUCCCUAAAGCAGCUCUAUCGGAAUACUGCAAAGGAUAUACCUUGCUUGAAUGGUCUCAAGGUUAUCAGUAUGUUAUGGGUAAUACUCGGUCAUUCAUCACUGUUCACUCUGCCAUACAUGGACAAUCUCAGCACAUUUCUCCCUGA